This is a messenger RNA of Hippocampus comes (tiger tail seahorse), 1284 nucleotides long. Its product is annotated as meteorin-like protein. The record is from RefSeq and is a predicted model, not a curated record. Lineage: Eukaryota; Metazoa; Chordata; Actinopteri; Syngnathiformes; Syngnathidae. The coding region runs from base 107 to 907 and encodes 266 amino acids. The transcript is spliced from 4 exons. Gene Ontology annotation, molecular function: hormone activity.
CGCGCGUGCGGACCACGUGAACGCGCCUCAUAUAAUCAACCAGUAUUGCGUAGUGGACGGCGGCUCGUUACACUCUUGCCAUGAGCUUCUCUCACGACGACUUUGGAUGCUUCGGAACGUGCUCGACAUGUUUGCCAGCGUGCUCGUCUUGGUCGCGUUCAUUCUGAGCCGACGAGUGUGGUUUUGUGCGGCUGACUUGUGCAACUGGAGCGGGAGUGGCUUUCCAGUCGGCGGAGACGCCAGGAUGGUGCUUCAGGUGCGAUUGCGCUGCACAGAAGGCUCAGUCAGGUGGCUCUACCCGGGCCAAGCUCUGCGCGUGGUCCUGGAGCCCAACCUGUUCUCCUCGGCCAGGCGCAACAUGCUCUGCAUCAAAGCAUCGCCCAGCUUCGGCGGCGCCAGCCUGUUUAUCGACCGCGGCGGAGAGCUGGAGCCGCUGGUGACCGACGGCGGGCGGGCGCAACACGUGAGCUGCAUCGGGGCAGAAGGGACACACGUGCCGGCCAUCUACAUCCAGACCAGCCGGCCGGGAGGUGAAUCAUGGAGCCCACGUCGGAUGGGCUUCAGAUAUGAGCUGAUGGCCAACAGGAGCGCCACACCCGGUCCGGACCACAUGAGUGAGUUUCCUCCUUUCAUCUGUGUGGCGGUGAAGGUCCAUCGGCAGCGUAGCGGCGUGUUUGAGCUAGAGGCGACAACUCCUGGAUCAGCUCGGGACGUCCCGUUGUGGCGCGGCGUUAUCCUUGCCCACCUCCAGUGCGGCGUGAAGCCCGGAGAGGGAGAAUUCCUUUUCACGGGCUCGGAACACUUCGGGGACGGUUGGUUGGGUUGCGCUCCGCGUUACAAAUACUUCGUGUCCGUCUACCGGACUGCCAAGGCCAGGCUUGUGAAUCCCUGCGAUUUCCCUUUGUGAUGACGGGCCGUUAUAACGCCUGUCAACUGUCGAGAUGUGACAAUUCACGGGUGUCAAAUCUGUUUGCAUCACGGGCCGCAUCGUCCGAGAUCACGGUCGAACAGUUCAGCAAAAAGGAUGAUUUGUUACGUACCUUUGUGUUAAGGUCAGUGUUGGUUUCACACUAGGGGACAGUCGGGAUCAAUAUGCAAUUGCUUAGAUGAACAGCUUCAAUCUUUUCUUUUUAGGAAAGCGCAGCAGCAAUAGUUUGUCUUCUUUUUUGGAAACAAAUUUGGUACGAGAUCUGAAGACGGCUACGCCGUUCGCCCAAUAUUUUUGUCUUAUCCAUUGCUCUUGCUGUCCCUCAAUAGAUUGUUUCUAUAUGUUUGUGCAAUUUU